UCUAUUGUUUAUUUAGGUUGAACCUGAAUCUCAGCUGCUCGCACUGAGCGGUCUGCACCGGUUUCCCGGCGUAUCUUGUAGUAAUGCAGUCCUUUCUGUUUGUAAUAUUCUGCUUCAAAAUGAAUUAUACGUUGAGCUGAAUCCACGCGGUCCACGCAUCCGACAACGGGAACAUGAAAUGGAGAUCACUCGGACCAGACCGUCCUUGUAUGGAGAAAUCGCUCAUGGCCUUGGAUUCUGGACAGAUCGGUCAGCGGUGCAUGAGGCGGCUGCACAGGGCAGGGCCCUGCAGCUGCAGCAGCUGAUAGAGGGAGGUGCAGCAGUUAACAUCGUGGCUGUGGACUCCAUCACCCCGCUGCAUGAAGCGUGCAUACAGGGACAGACCCAGUGUGUCAGACUGCUGCUGGACGCUGGUGCACAGGUAGAUGCUCGUAACAUUGAUGGCAGCACUCCGUUGUGUGACGCCUGUGCAGCUGGUAGUCUGGAGUGUGUCAAGUUGCUGUUGGAAUAUGGAGCGACGGUCAAUCCUCCACUGUUUACCUUCUCACCUCUUCAUGAGGCAUGCAUGGGAGGCAAUUCAGACUGUGUUCAGCUCAUGAUUGAUCAAGGAGCUUUCAUGGAGGCUCAUGACUGCCACUAUGGGACACCACUUCAUGUAGCCUGUGCCAGGCAACAUUACGACUGCGCCAAAGUACUCCUCAAUGCAGGGGCAAAUGUAAAUGCUGCCAAGCUCCAUGAGACGGCUCUCCAUCAUGCAGCCAAGACUAAGAACAUUGACUUGAUUGAGCUACUUGUGGAGUUUGGGGGGAAUGUGUUUGCCAGGGACAACCUGAAUAAAAAACCCAUCAACUACACCAGUGUGGGAUCUCCCUCUUACAUCUCCCUUGAGUUCUAUGAGAACACCCCCCUCAGUCUGCAGCAGAUCAGCAGAGUGACUGUGAGGAGGACUCUCGGCAAAAGAGCACGUGAAGUUGUUUCGAAACUGGGCUUGCCCAAUCGCAUCAUAAGCUUUCUUUCUUACAUUCCGCCUCCACCUAUUGAAAUUUAAUCACCUCUGUCAAAUUUAAGUGCAGCUCUCAGAAGUUCAAAUACUGUCCAGUUAUACACUACCAUUCAAAAGUUUGGGGUUACUUAGAAAUGUCCUCAUUUUUGAAAGAAAAGCAGUUUUUUUUCAAUGAACAUAACAUUAAAUUAUUCAGAAAUACAAUCUAGACAUUGUUAAUGUGGUAAAUGACUAUUCUAGCUGGAAACCGCUGAUUUUUAAUGGAAUAUUUACAUAGGGGUGCAGAGGAACAUUUCCAGCAACAUCACUCCUGUGUUCUAAUGCUACAUUGUGUUAGCUAAUGGUGAUGAAAGGCUAAUUGAUGAUUAGAAAACCCAUGUGCAAUUAUGUUAACACAUGAAUAAAAGUGUGAGUUUUCAUGGAAAAUAUGAAAUUACCUGGAUGACCCCAAACCUUUGCACGGUAGUGUAUCUGCUGCUUCUGUGGUUCCUCUUCUCUAGAAAGUCAUAUGACAGGAUGUUGACGUUGGCGGAGGAACUGCACAGAUGUUUUAACACUGCCAGACGAGACAGAUGUACAGAGAUUUCCUAAGAAUUUGGAGACUGAUACUGAAGCAAGCUAAAAAAAAAGUCUUCAUUUGCUUAUGAGCUUAUAGCUGCGCCAAGACAUUUUCUUUAAAAUCAUUUUGGAGCAGAAAUACAGUCUUGAUAUAUGUAGCAUCAACUCAUCUAGCUCUGGUGGCUAACCUGUUUGCACACAACUUUCUGCUUACAUAUGUAGAAGAUAUAAACUUGUCAAAAAAUCUUAAGCUCAAUACUCAGCUUUCACCUCUGGUUUGGCCCUUUAACUCCUGAGUUAAACAUCUUCACCGGCCAGUUUUUUAUUUCAUGUUUGCAGUUUGGUGCUUGGCAGGUUGUGCACAGUUUUGGCAAGAAAAAUGAAGGCCCUGAGAUCAAAUGACUUGCUGCUGAAGGCCGUACACACCAGCGGUAAACCCACACAGGUGAUUUCAUUGUUUUGGGCCGAUUCAGAUCUUCUUUCAGGGCUGUGGGCGCAUACAGACUAUCCAUCAAGCUCAGACUCUCCUGUUAGCUCCUGUUUGCACUUGUUCCACGGGCCAAGUUUCACCUUUGAGAUCGUUUUUAUUGCCCAGUGAGUCUGGUGAGCAGAGGUCUAAUUAGUCACAAUAGCUGAACACACCUGUGUUUGAAUGCAGGGCCUUCAUUUAAUACAUUUAAUCCUCGGAAGCUUUGGAAACACCGUUAGUCAUUUCACAAUACUGAGAGCCAUUUGAAUCAGUGUUAGUAUAAUACUGUAUGUACAUGUGUUGCUUCAUGGAGCCUGAAGUCUAGAAGCAUGAACGUUGCUUGUUCAUCACGACCAACUAUGUGUGAAUGUAAGUUACCUCAUAGACCCUGUGUUACUAUAUUGAACAUGGAACAUGUGGUUUGAUUACUAGAAUUAUAUCACUGUAUGUAUUUGUAUGUAUAUAUAUAUAUAUAUAUAUAUAUAUAUAUAUUAUGUAAUUAUUUAUUUUUAAUGUAAAUUUGUACAUAAUACAGAUGGUUCUACCUCUAUUUGUGUAAAUAAAUAGAUCACUAUCAAAAUAUUUUAUAAACAAUUUAGUAUAUUGAGUCCAGUUUUGAUUGAACUUUAGGCAUCACACUUCAGACGUGACUGCCUAUUUUUCAGUUUUGUUUUCCAAUAAUGCUCUUAGGGAAAUUGUUACUUUAAAGAACUGUACUUGUCAAAACCGCUUAUUCUGCGAGGUAAUUCAUUGCAAACUUUAUCAGUCUGCCUUCAAAAGUGUAUUCUAAUAUUGUAGCAUUGACUAAUGAAAAUGAAGUGGUCCCGCCCCAUAUCGGUUCCCUUUUCGCGGUCUCACUGUAUCGCGGAUUAUUCGCUAUAUUGCGAGAUUUUGCAGUAUAUAGGUAUUUUUACAUAUUUGUUAUUGCGGCGAGUUGCAUUGAAGAAUGGUGCUGGGUAAAAGAUAUCUGCCUUUAAUGCACUCUGCAACUGGCGGAUGCUUUUGUGUUGACACACAAGGAAAGCGACACUACAGUCAAUGUGGCAGGAAGUCAUCAAACACGCUACACUUCACACUCACGGUCCUGACAACACAACACUCGGUCAAACGAUCUAGGCUGACUAAACCUGGUGGGGGUGUGGAACGUAACCCCUGCAAUAGAGGAGGGACCACUGUAUUUCAAACUUGCUGUUCAUUCUCAUAUUGGAUAUGGAAAGUGCCCUGGGAUAUAGGUUGGCUUAUUAGUCUUCACAAACCAUUUGCACUUAAAAUAGCAAGAAAAACGUUAAGUAUACUUACAGGGCUUAAAAUGGUAAUACAAGGUGAUAAUGUGCUCCUGAGUAAAUAAACUGAGUUCUCCAGAAUCUCCAAAUGGAUAUGGGGAAUAAUUACUAAUUAAAAAACCAAUGAUGUUCAAUAGGCCAUAAGCAUAUCCAAGUAAAAAUGAAUACAGUCACUAAUGUGUAUCUCCCAGUAAAUGACAUGAACUGAAAUGCAGGUCAUAGUCACUGGCGAUCAGGAGUGCAGAUCGGGUAGAUUUUGUCUCAGCUGGGAAACUCCAGUACAGUACUGGUAUCAUUGCAUACAGUGUUAAGAAAGACUGAACUGUAAUCUGGCUGCCCGAGCCCAGUUUCUAACAUCUCGUUGGCAAUUCGCUGGAAAAAAUAUAAUUUUUUUUCUCUACAAAACUGAUUUUAAACGAACCCCGCUCAAUAAAACACUGCAGUCUAUCAAAAUUUACAUAGUGAAUAGAAAAUGAAAGACGGAACAGUUGAAAUAAAAUUUGACUAAAGAAAAUCCAGAGUGGAGACGUCACUGCUGUCCUUGUAAAAGGUCGUAUAGAUUUAAUGGCAGUCAUUUAGAGCAGAAAAAACGUUGAAGAAUAGAUAAAAGCAAUCUGCAGCCAUGACCUGAGAUGAAAUUGAGGCCCACCUACGUUCAGAUAAUAAAUCUAUUAAUUCCACCUGACUCACACAGAAACAUGACUGAACAUGAUCUGCUGCCUAGAGCCUCACAGGCACCUAGACUCAAAUGUUUGAUGCUGAAAUGAACAGAGCAAACAUCAUGUAUGUAACGUGCAUAAGUAUGGACUGAGCCACAUGCAGACUUUGAAACUAGCAUGUAAAAUCAAUCAGUUUUAUUGGAAAAGUAUGUUUGACCCCGGUUUAUCAGUGUAUUUACAUGUUGUCCAUGAAUCAUGUCCAAGUACACAAGAAGAUAAAGAGAGACAACCUUUAAACCUUAAUUCUUGCCGCUUAAAUGCUACAGAACUGAAGACUUUACCGAACACGGAACGCUACCAAAACAAACAAAAGAAAUCUGAAAAAUAAUUCUAUGCAUGUCCAUGACCCCUGACUUCCAUCCUGUGUCGUUAUCAGCCAAACGGCAAACAGAACGUGUUGAAAUAACCUCAACUGUGACUUUAAAACUCAAUCCGAAAAAGCUGAGCUGCGGCAGCGACACGUGGAGUGAGACAACUUCGCAGGUGUAAUUUGAGAAGGCGUUUUAAGCAUUUUCAGCCUUUAUACAGUCCACAUGCUGCGCUGCUCUCUCUGUCCAGCCUGCUACACCGGUUCCUUCCUAGUCAACAAUACUUUCACGCCUUUAACUUAACUAAGAAUGUGGUGGUUUCGCAAUUUUUGGUGUGUAAAUGAUCAAUUACAGGCAGCAACGAAUCCAAACGCCUUUUUAACUGGCUGUAGAAACAAAACAUACAGUACAUUUACAAAACUGUGUUGUAUGAAACGUUCGAAAGAAGCCACAAAGAGGUAUAAAUUUUGCCUGAGAUAGUAACAGAUGUCUUGAAACAACAUUUGCUGGCUUAUCGCUUCCAUCUGGAUUCUGACAUUACAGUGAACCACACCAGUGUUUGCAGAGGGAUUUUAUUAUCUUGUUGCUUUUUAAGUAUAUGAGAUUUAAAAGACAAUGCCACUUAGAAUAUACUAGAGAAGUGAGCACACCCCUGCACAACACCAUGUAAAUGUCAAAUGAUUACAAAUUGCAUCACCUUAAAGUAGUUUAACUCUCUUUCUCUUAAAAAAUACUCCAAAGAGGUUCUAUUGGAUUAAGUCAGGUGACGUAUUUGUCCAGGUCACAGGUUUCACUUCCCCCUUUUUUUUAGGAAAUGCUAGUGUGAUUUGGGAUCAUUACUAUGCCUGAAUAGACCUCUUCCUGCACAGUUCCUCAGACUGGGGUCAUCUUGUCAGUCAAUAUUUUAGUAUAUCCACUGGCAUUAGUGGUGCCGUCUGGCAUCAUCACACCCUCACCUCUGUGCUUCAGUGUCAGGACUAUGCAUUCACUGUGGUAGACUUGGCAAGAUUCACAACAAACUUGCUGGUGAACUCUCGCUGUUCGUCAGCCUUCUUCAUGUAAUUUAGCAAAGUUUUACCUUGUAUCUUUGUGUUGAAGAACAGACAAGAACUCGUUUCUUGGAUGCCCUUUGUAGAGGUUAGCAUCGUGACCUGUGUUGUCUGAGCUGUCACAGACACUUUGAUUUCCACUGAUAACCUCGGCGCCAAGUCUGAAGCACUUGCUGGUCUGCUUUUCAUAGCAAGACUGUCCAAUUAGAGCACUGUUGCAUCAUUUUAGGAGGCUCUAAUUAGUUGUACUAAGGGUCACUGUAUACCUGUUGAUAACGGUGCCAGCAGAUUUUAAGUUGAAUCUUCCAUCAAUCUUCCUCUAUCUUUUUGCCUUCGUUUUUUGAAGUCUCACUAUUAGAUUUUUCCUUCCUUUUUGCAACUCUUCUCCACGCAGAGCCAUGAUACAUACCUGGAGUUAGACACAAUCCAUACGUCCAAUAAUAACCAAGUUCUGGUGUUCACAUUAUAUAACCAACUUCAUACAAUAAUUGGAAAUCACAGAUGCACCCAGUUUUGAUUUUGUGAUCACAGGCUUUCACAGGGUUGUGUGUCUUGACCUGUAUGUUUUUUUUUAAAUAAAAAUAUGUGAAAAAUG
Molecule: messenger RNA, 5984 nt
Organism: Acanthochromis polyacanthus (spiny chromis)
Lineage: Eukaryota; Metazoa; Chordata; Actinopteri; Pomacentridae
Gene: asb13b
Product: ankyrin repeat and SOCS box containing 13b
Exons: 6
Coding region: 179-1048 (289 amino acids)
Biological process (GO): intracellular signal transduction; protein ubiquitination; positive regulation of protein catabolic process
Molecular function (GO): protein binding
Source: RefSeq, a predicted model, not a curated record